This is a messenger RNA of Oryza brachyantha (malo sina), 2026 nucleotides long. Its product is annotated as protochlorophyllide-dependent translocon component 52, chloroplastic-like. The transcript has 7 exons. Gene Ontology annotation, molecular function: 2 iron, 2 sulfur cluster binding; chlorophyllide a oxygenase activity. The coding region runs from base 1 to 1707 and encodes 568 amino acids. NCBI's taxonomy places the organism in Eukaryota, Viridiplantae, Streptophyta, Magnoliopsida, Poales, Poaceae. The record is from RefSeq and is a predicted model, not a curated record.
AUGGAUGGGCAGGCGAACAUGUACCAAGUUGUUCGGAGAUCAUCGAGCAGCCAGCGGCAGCCACGCGCGAUUCACCUUCAAAUAUUCAAGAAACGCGCGCAAGCUGCAUGUGCCAACGCGCGCGCCGUUUCAGUGCCUCGCCGCCGCCGCGACUGUGCCGCGCGGCCGAGCACUGCCGCCGUCGCGGCGGCGGCACCGCGGCGGCAGCGGAUCAGCCGCGGCAUUGCUGCCCGGCGGCUGCGGACGUCGGUCCCGGCCAUGGCGACCGAGACGCCGCCGGCGGAGGAAGAGGUGACGGGGACGGGGACGUCGUCGGCUGAGGAGGAGCGGUUCGACUGGCUCGACCAUUGGUACCCGGUGGCCCCGGUCUGCGACCUUGACCCGCGCGCGCCGCACGGGAAGACGGUGCUGGGCCUCCGCAUUGUCGCUUGGUUUGACCGCACCGCCGGCGACGCCGGCGAGUGGCGCGUGCUGGACGACGUGUGCCCGCACCGCCUCGCGCCGCUCUCCGAGGGACGCGUCGACGGCAAGGGCCGCCUCCAGUGCGCCUACCAUGGCUGGUGCUUCGACGGCCGCGGCGCCUGCCAGUUCAUCCCCCAGGCCCCUGCGCUCGGCCCCCCUAUGUUGCACAAGAGCAGCAAGGCGUGCGUGGCGUCGUACCCGUGCGUGGUGCAGAACAGCAUCCUGUGGUUCUACCCGAGGUCGGAGCCGGAGCACAGCGACGUGCUGCAGCGGAAGCGGCCGCCGUACAUCCCGGAGCUCGACGACCCGUCCUUCGUCGGCGGCUACGGCGUCAGGGACCUCCCCUACGGGUACGACGUGUUGCUGGAGAACCUCAACGACCCUGCUCACGUCCCCUACGCGCACAAGGGCUUGAUGCGUAUCGGCAAGAAGGAAGAUCCAGGCAGAGUUGAGUUCGACGAGGAAGGCGGCGGCCCGAUCAGGAUGAAGAUAGAGGAGGCCAACAUCGACGGCUUCCGGUCACUGCAGGAGAAGGGCUACUUCAAGUUCGUCGCGCCGUGCACGUUCUACGGCUCGCCGUUUCGCACCGAAGCGGAGGAUGGUCAAGGCAAGAAGAAGCAGCCGCCGACGGUGAUGCUGGUGUUCUUGUCCAUCCCGGUUGCUCCGGGAAGGAGCAGGCUGAUCUGGUCUUUCCCGCGGAAUUUCGGCGUCUGGAUGGACAGGAUCAUACCACGGUGGUACUACCACAUCGGGCAGAAUACCGUCUUGGAUUCAGACAUCUACAUGCUUCACAUUGAGGAGCGUAAUUUUGCUGCAGCCGGCCUUGAUAACUGGCAGAAAGCUUGCUAUGUGCCCACAUCAUCUGACACCAUGAUCAUCGCCUUCAGAAACUGGUUCAGAAAGUACUGCAAGAAUCAAGUUGGCUGGGCAACCCAAACAGCUAAUCAGCUGCCACCAACUCCAACCAAAGAUCAGCUCAUGGAGAGGUACUGGUCGCAUGUGAUGCAGUGCACGAGCUGCAGCGCUGCACUGAAGGGGAUGAGGGCGCUGGAGGUUGCCCUGCAGGUGGCGUCGGUCGCCGUCGUCGGGUUCCUCGCCGUCGCCAAGGGGGCGCUUGUCACGUCGGUUGCCCACAGAGCCGCCGUCGUGGCUGCGGCCGUGAUGUGCUUCGCCGCCUCCCGCUGGCUCGCCGACUUCAUCGAGAAGACCUUCUAUUUCCAGGACUACGUCCAUGCUUACAAGUGAUCACCGAUCGAUAAAAACGAGGGAAAAAGAAACGGGAGAGAGAGUAAAAAUAUAAGGAAAAUUAGGUUUUUUUUAGUGAUUCGCUUCCAUAUGUAACCAUAGUACAAAGAGAUUUGUUUCGGUCCUUAAAAAAAUACCUCACGGUAUCAAAUCAUUUAUGAUUGUUAGAUCUAACCGUACACAUCGUACUUAGCAAUAUCCAAUAGUAGUUUCAUAUAUUGUUGUUUCUUAAGUUACAUGCAAGACACAAGCUGUCUAGGUAACAAUGUAUAGAAGGUUUUAUCUCCAUGAAACUCAUUUCACCUCUCUCUUUAUUAAU